UCUUUUGAGGAUUUGAACAGAGAUGAUGUAAAUCUUUGGGAUGGAGUUGGCUGCGGUGGGAGCCAAAAGUGCGAAAUCGCAUACUUGGAGCGGAUGAGGCAGCAGCAAGGAGAGGCUUGGAAAUAUGACCAUGUCGAUGUCAGCCAUUUCCUGAAGAAAGAGUUCGAAAUUGGCGCUAAAGUUGAUGCGUGGGACGGCAAGCAGUGGUGCAGAGGUACUUUACUCGAUGUUCCCUUGAGGAUACCAGAGAAGCCCGAGGAGGCGAUGCUUGCAGAAGUUGGGCGCGAAAACUUCGUGGACCUGGUGAAAGACUCAUUAUCAACAGAUCUUGGGAUCGUGACAAAUCAGGAUUUUGUAUUCCCAGACGGCACACCUUCGCUCGCUCUCAGACUUGGGAUUGACAACAUUGCGUCUCUCCAGCAUGUACGGAAUGUAGUUUUGAAUAGUGACUUGGAAUCGCGCAUAAAUGAAUCUUUGAAGAAGUGGCAAGUGCACGUGGAUAAGACGCACUUUUGCAAGGUUUUUGAGCGAGAACUGCUAAACCUCUCAGACUUGACAGACCAUCAAAAGGAGAAAGUGAGAGAUAUCAAAUAUCUCAUGAAGCACGGGGAUGUCCACUUGUCGGCUCCUGCAGAAUGCUUGGUCCCUGAAGAUGAAUUGCAAAAUCAUCUUGCUUGGCCCACACGUGGGUGUGAUGUCUAUGAUAGAGCGGUUCUUCACCACAUGGCCCGGACAUUUGUAGCUGCACAGUGUGCAUUAGAUAAGCUCAGAAACAAUCCCGAUGGACAAGUCUUUUUCCUGGCACCUUCCAUUGCCCUUGGCCUGUACUUCGUGCGGUGGCUUGCUCAAAGCUCUUCAAACCGCGGGCAGCUUCACAAGUUGUUGAGGCGCAUUGUGUUGAUGGAACCCCAAAGCCAAGCUUUUCUGAGCUUGCGUAUCAAAGGCGACCGUUUUGACUGGAUUCCGUUGCCCGACAGCAAAAAGCGAUUUCUCUUAACAAUCAUCGAUGAGGCACACAAUUUUUUCUGUAUAGAUGAGAACCACACUUUUCUGGAAGAGAAGAUUGAGGCACCACGACAAGUGUUGCUCUUGUCGAGCGUAUCCCAAAACUCAUCUGGUGCAGUGCAUUUUCCACCAGCGAAGGAGAUCAGCCUGACACAAGUGGUGCGCAGUACGAAAAGGAUAGUGGCUGGUGCAGCUGCAUUUCAAGCAAGUGUGGCAGAAAAAGAGCAGAUUGCUUCCUUAUGCCCAGCUGGGCCUCCCCUGAAGGCUUUCCUCUUCGAGUCUGAUGCACAUGUCUUUGAAGAUUAUGCCAAACAUACUGUGUCUGCAUUGUUUCAUGUGAUGCGCAUAUAUGCUGGCCUCAGCUUCCACAAUCGCUUGGCCCUUUUGGUGCCCAACCCUGACUUUCUGGAGAAGUUCCAAGAUGCCUUGCAAAGACACUUCAAGACGGCACGCCUUGCAGGGCGAAACUUCAAGCUGAUAUCGUUUACUGAGUCGCUACGCAUGCUGCCAAACGUCAAAGUGAAGCAGGCCACACAUGCAGACAAUGCAGAGCUGAUAGUGCUGGACACGGUGGAGAAUGCAAAGGGACUGGAGUCACUCAUGGUGGUGUGCAUUGGUCUGGAUCAAAAAGUUGGUGACCAAAGUGCAAACCAGGUGGGGCGCUCAAACAUAUAUCAAGCAAUCACUCGGGCGCAGCUUCAGGCAGUGAUUGUGAACCAGCUCCUCCGAGGAGGUUGGCUGGAAUUCUUGGGGGUCACAAAAUUCAAAAGUGAUACCUUCAAUGAAUCCACAGCUAUGGCCGAGACCACCACUGCUGCUGCUGAAGCCUUGACGAAAGUGCAGCUGCCAUCGAAGUUGGCAAUUCAGGCCUCGCAGGAAGAUUCAUCGCGAAGAGAAGAUGCCAGGGCGAUCCAAAGAGAUCCUCUGAAGCCAGAUGCUGUGCCACCUUCAAAGCCAAUGUUGGAAGAAGGUCAAGACCCCACAACUGCACCUGAGGCGGGUGACAAGCCCGGUGACAAGUUGGUCGUGGAGAUCAAGGAUUCAUCUGUGUGGGACGCCGAUGUCAUUGACAUCAAGGAGCCGAUCUCACAGCUGCAGUUUGACCCUCGAUCACCCACGGGAAAAGCUGAGGAAGAGGUAGCAUCCUUGGAGGCUGAAGAAGUCCGAGAAGCCCGAGAAGCCCAAGAAGCUGCCGAUGCAGAGGAAGCUGCAGAAUGCGACAACAACAUCCUCCUGGCGGCCAGCCGCGGUCACCUCGGGGGGAUCCGCCACAUCCUGCGGACGGUGCCCGGCGCCGUGGCCGCGAGGGACGUCGUCGGCGACACCGCGCUGCACGUCGCGGCGAUCUACGGCCGCGCGGAGAUCUGCCGGGUGCUGCUGGCGGCGGGGGCCGAGGUCGACGCCAGGAGCAACAAAGGCAAUGCCCCGCUGCACUAUGCGGCGUACGCUGGCCAAGUGGAGGCGGUGAAGCUGCUCCUCGAGGCGAAAGCCUCCGUCACUGUGAAAGACAACGAAGGCAACACUCCGUUGGACGAUGCAAGAAGGAAAGGCCACGACGAGAUUGUAAAAAUGUUGGAGCACGCAGCCUGAAGCUACAAUGAAAAUUGGCAUUGAACGGCUCCGCAAUUGUGUGAUCUUCUGGAUUGAUGUUGAUGUUGGGCCUGUCAACCCUUCCAUGUUUCACACACGCAGAAUGGGUAUCAAAAUGCACAAAACUGUGUAUGAACGCAAUGCGAA
This is a messenger RNA of Cladocopium goreaui, 2742 nucleotides long. The record is from the annotation of a GenBank genome assembly. NCBI's taxonomy places the organism in Eukaryota, Dinophyceae, Suessiales, Symbiodiniaceae.